AUGGCUCAGUAUAAAAACAAGAAAGGAGAUGAUUCGGUGACAAAAAAUAAUACAAACUCCGAUCACAUUGACGGAAAUGCAAUAGCUAAAAUACAACCAAUACAUCAAGAUCAGCAAGCCAGACCAUCUACAAUGUUGAGAAAUGAGCAUCCGAUAACGAUCGACAUUACACCAUGCAAAAAUCCGUCAUUAUUUUUCAAUCUUACACUUCGUUCAUUAGGUGUUAUUUUCGGUGAUAUAGGCACAUCACCACUAUAUGUUCUCAGUACGAUAUUCGAUUUUCAACCAUCCGAAGCACAAUGCAUUGGUGCAAUCAGCUUGAUUGUUUGGAGUUUAAUUGUUGCUGUAUCAAUCAAAUAUGGUGUUUUCAUACUUAUGGCUGACAAUCAUGGUGAAGGUGGAACAUUUGCUUUAUGUGGUUUAUUGACAAGUGAAAACAGUUUCUUAGGUCGAAGACGCAAGAAAGUAGUAAUCGUUGUAUCGCUGCUGGCUGGAUCUCUCUUACUUGGUGAUGGUGCACUAACACCAGCUGUGUCAGUGUUAUCAGCUAUCGAGGGAGUGGCCAUUGAAGCUCCCAAGUUACAAAAAUGGAUUGUACCGAUAACAGUAAUCAUUUUAAUUCUUCUUUUCGUUGCUCAACGAUGGGGAACGUCGAAAAUUGGGAUUACUUUUGGACCGAUCAUGUGUUUGUGGUUUUUGUGUCUGUUUAUGAUUGGUAUUUGGCGAACAACUUACAAACCAAGUAUUUUCAAAGCAUUUAAUCCAUGGGAAGCAUUUCAUUAUUUGUUAGUAGAGAAGAAAAGAGGUUUCUAUCAAAUUGGUGGUGUUUUUCUCUCUGUCACUGGUCUUGAAGCAUUGUAUGCUGAUUUAGGCCAUUUUGGACGGUGGCCAAUUCGUUGUUCAUGGUUCUUCAUUGUUUUUCCUGCUGUAUUGUUCAAUUAUUUGGGACAAGGUGCACUGUUAAUCGUCGAUCCAACUUUGAUCGAUAAUCCAUUUUAUCAUUCUGUUCCACAUUGGGGACAUUGGCCUAUGGUCGUUCUGGCUACCAUAGCAACAAUAAUUGCAUCACAAGCCAUAAUCACAGAUCUUUAUACGUGGUCAUCAAAUGCGAUCAAGAUUCCGUCUGGAGGAUGGGUUGCUAUUCUGAUUGGAUUCGCAUUUUUCAUUCUUGCAUCGUACGGCUAUUCUCAAUAUCGAAUAAAACCCUACGAGAUUUUAUUACUCGCUCGUGCACAAUAUAAUGUGCCAAUACCAAAUGAUGAGUUACAAGUUACAUUUUUCGUUCCAAAUGAAACCAUCAAAGUAUCAACAGUUGGAUGGAGAAGCUGGAUUCGACGUUGGCCAUUAAUACCAUUAGCAUUGGUAUAUUGGCAAAGUUGGACUGAAUUAUUAUUCGAUUUGUAA
Molecule: messenger RNA, 1404 nt
Organism: Rotaria sordida
Lineage: Eukaryota; Metazoa; Rotifera; Eurotatoria; Philodinida; Philodinidae
Source: the annotation of a GenBank genome assembly